AAAAAUUAUAAUCAAGAAAUAAUUCAAAAUUGCAAAAAAAAGUGCUUCAUAAUAUGUAAUGUAUAUGCAGUUAUUUGGUUCACUUCAUUGUUUUUUUGGGUUUCUAGUCCAUUUAUCAUUAAAAAAUACUCGAUGAGAAAUCGUAAUGGAAAUUGGAUAGUCUAUCGAAACAAUGUAGUCAAUAUUUUUCUAGUUUACUUUUCUUUCGAUAAUUAUAAGCAUUUUUACUGGAUAAUUUAUAUCAUAGAAACAAUUAUUGUGACACAAGUAAUUUUAGAUAUUAUCAUUCGUGACGUCGCUGUGAUAGAACUAUGUAUGAUAUUAACUAGUCAGCUUGAAUCUAUUGCAUUGGAAUUUGAAUCCCUUGGUUAUCAAAUAAAAAACACAGAUACAAAGAAAAUGAUUAAAAUGUCAACAAUUGACAAUUUUAAACAUAUUAUUUUGGAUCAUAAAAAAGUUAAUAUGGUUAUAAAAAAUUUCUAUGAUAUAUUCAAACCUAUUGCAAUACUUCAAUUAGGAAUCACUUAUAAUUUGAUUAUUGGCUUGAUAUUCACGUGUGUCAUGAAUUUUCUGAAUAAUGAUAUAUUACUAUUAGUUGUUCUUUUGAAAUUAUUUUUUACAACUAUUGGAGUUAUUAUGAACUUAUUUGUCUGGUGUUUCUUUUAUGGAUACCUAGAAAAUCAAAAAAAUAAAAUGAAUUUUUUUAUGUACAGUUGCAACUGGACUGAACAAAACUUAGAAUUUCAAAAAAUAUUACUACUAACAAUGAAAUUAAAUAAUGCAAAUAAUUUUACAAUGAAAGUAACACCGACCAAGGUUUUUAACUUAGAAAUGUUUUCAAGAGUAAUGAAUACAUCAUACUCAAUAGUUUCAAUAUUAUUAAAAAAAAAGAUUCGAUAAUUUAUUUAACAACACAUCUUAAUGUAUUUUAUUAGGAAUGAUAGUUUAAUAUUUUGUUCUCGUAUAUGAAUAUAAUACAAUAGUAAUAAACAUAAUUUUUUUUUUGCAAACAAAAUUGUCUUUCUACAAGUUGUAGCGUUACGCUACGGCUUUAUCAUUGGUUGACAGUCGCAAGAAAGUCCGCUGGACAGCGCUGUUUGACAACCCUUAUUCAAAAAAUGUAAAUUAAAGUAUUUAUUUAUUAUUUUUUUUAUUAUUUAUUAUAUUUAUUGUAAUGAUUAUUUUAUAUACCAGUCUUAACGAGAACUCGAAAAUAGGAAAUUAGAAUAUUCUUUUGUUUUUGGAGGGUUUUUUAAAAAUAAAUAAUAUGUGGGCAAUUGUGUUCUACACUACUCCGGUGGUGACGGGUAGCAUAAAGUACACCGUCACUACUUGUAUAAUUAUUCUCUAAAAAUUCUAAUAGUUUUUUUUUAAGUUCUUCUUUUAUACGCGUCGUUUAACUAGUGAUUGCAGUAUUCAAUGCCAACUAGUCUUCAUUUAAUAAUUCAUCAUUUCAUUUUUCCAUCGAGUAAGUUUUCUUUAUUUUUCCUUAACUCUUAUUACUUAUAUAAUUUUCAACGGUGUUCGUAACUAAGCGUUACCAACCGUGAUCAAAGUUAUAUAUUCUUUUUUUUAAAGGCUAGUCAUAAUCUUCAACGGUGAUUAUAACCAUCGUGUUAUCAACCGUGAUCAAGAUUGCUAGUUUUUCCUAAGUAUUCCUCUUUAAUCCUUUGCAACGGUGCUCGUAAUAAACGUUUUACCAACCGUGAUCCAAAGGGUUAGAUUCCACCACUUAUAUAAUACAGUUCAUCUUCAACGGUGAUCAUAAUCUCCGUGUUAUCAACCGUGAUCGAGAUAACUGUCUUUUUGUAAAAAUCCCUUUAA
Daktulosphaira vitifoliae (grape phylloxera) is the source of this 1824-nucleotide messenger RNA. Its product is annotated as odorant receptor 46a-like. Gene Ontology annotation, molecular function: olfactory receptor activity; odorant binding. The transcript is spliced from 6 exons. The record is from RefSeq and is a predicted model, not a curated record. NCBI's taxonomy places the organism in Eukaryota, Metazoa, Arthropoda, Insecta, Hemiptera, Phylloxeridae. Bases 133 to 900 code for a protein of 255 amino acids. Gene Ontology annotation, biological process: sensory perception of smell; detection of chemical stimulus involved in sensory perception of smell. Gene Ontology annotation, cellular component: plasma membrane.